This is a messenger RNA of Ooceraea biroi (clonal raider ant), 1754 nucleotides long. It is a transcript of the gene hdm, whose product is annotated as meiosis specific with OB domains hold'em. Gene Ontology annotation, biological process: resolution of meiotic recombination intermediates. Gene Ontology annotation, molecular function: single-stranded DNA binding; single-stranded DNA 3'-5' DNA exonuclease activity. The record is from RefSeq and is a predicted model, not a curated record. NCBI's taxonomy places the organism in Eukaryota, Metazoa, Arthropoda, Insecta, Hymenoptera, Formicidae.
GAAUCUUCCGCGCAAGUGUCACGCGAGUAUCAUCCCAAGAAUUUAUUAGAGUUCUUUAUCGAGACUCGUCGAUCGCUGACUUGACAAACGUACGCUGCGAGAAACAUGUCCUUUUUGUAUAGACAGGAGAUAAAAUCGUUACAGGACGGAACGCAGAACACCUUCGUGAUCGGCGUGAUCAUAAGUAGCGCGAACGUCAGGACGUUCGAUGCUACUCGAACGAAGUUUCAUAAAGGUGAACGUAGCGUGUGGGCGUUUACCUUGCGCGAUUCCGAUGAGGACUUUAUUAACGUGACGGUAUGGGGCAGUACGGAAUUCGUAAAGAAAUUGUCGUCCACAUUUACCAUCGGAUCCGUAGUGGAAGUGAUAAGCGCGAAAAUUGCGAAGCGCCAGCCGCACGACAAGGAUGAACGAUUCGUACCGUCAACGUCCAGCCCUUACUCCCUGAUCGUGAACGAGGGUGCGGCCGUCAUACAAUGCCACGACGCACCCACUCGUCAACAAUAUGUUAGCUUACUGACGCGACCGGUUAAAAGCGUUACCUUUGCGAAAAGCUUGAAAGCCAUUCUGGACAAUAUCGAGGCCCUGUGCGAUCGCUUUGUGGAUCUUCUGGUCGUCGUCACGUUCGUCGCAGACGUGCGCAACGUUAUAACCCGGGACGGACGCGCUUUAACGUGUCGCAGCUUCGAAGUCACGGAUGGAUCGACGCAAAACACGGUGUCGCUGGUACUGUGGGACAAGGAUUGGGUCGAGAGAUCCGCGCUUUGGGAAGCGAAACAGACGGUACUGUUCUUAGUGGACGCCCGUAUCGCGUACGACGAGUACAAGAAGAAAACGGCGUUGAGCAUAUCGAAACGAACGCUGAUCACGGAGAAUCCAGACGUACCGCAAGCCACGAGCGUUAAAAGCGCGGUGCAACAUCAUGAAUCUGAUACCAUAUGCAGCGAUCCGUUCGCCGUACCAAACCCGGAUACCGUCACAACCGUAAUGACGAUACAGCAAGUCACGGAGAAGUUGCAAAAGAAAGCGCUCGCGGAGGACGAGAGAUUGCAAUUCGCAACGAUCGUGAAGGCUUCGGUGAUCGAGAUCAAUCUCGACGGUCCGCUCAAAACUGUGGUAUCUAUAAAAUGUGCCCUGUGUAAAAGGAUCGUCGCUGACGUGCAAGAUUCGUGUAUGAAUCUGAGUUGCCCGUCGGGUAACGGAAUGCGUGCACCGUCGAACACCGUAAAGUUUAAUGUAAAAGUCAAUUUGAAGGAUGACACGGGAUAUCUCAUCGGUUGUCGUUUGAUCGGUGACGUCGCGGAGCGCGUCUUGGGUUGCACAGUCGAUGAAUUUCAGGCAAUGACGGUGGAAGAACGUAAUGAACUGAAGUGGAUGUACUUGCUAGAGAAGUACAAUAUUUGCCUGCACAUUCUUGGGCCGACUCCUGCCUUCCCACGUGCUUUGUACAACAUUUUAUCGAUUCAGCAUUGCGCAAACGAAAAACCGGAAACGGAAACGACAAAUGAAUAUACCACAACUACGGAUUUUCAGGAUUAAAAAUAUUCUUUUUUUAAUUACUCUUUCAAUAUACAUUAUGAUUUAUCACAAUGAUAAAAUAUUAGUAAAUAUACAUAUAUAGUUUCUUUUAUUUUCUGUAUGUAUAAGUACUUUAUAGACAUGUUAAUUGUUUUGUUUAAAAUACUUGUAAUAUUCGAACUAAAUAACAAAGCCUCGAAAUAUUGAAUAAAAUACACAUCAUUGUUUGAAGAAAA